Messenger RNA from Daktulosphaira vitifoliae (grape phylloxera), 1849 nucleotides. RefSeq names its product protein PFC0760c-like. The record is from RefSeq and is a predicted model, not a curated record. Bases 149 to 1777 code for a protein of 542 amino acids. The transcript is spliced from 3 exons. NCBI's taxonomy places the organism in Eukaryota, Metazoa, Arthropoda, Insecta, Hemiptera, Phylloxeridae.
CGUUAUAGUUAUUGUAUUAUGCACAUUUUUUAGUCAAUAAAUUUUGUAUCAAUAAUUAAAUAACUGAAGAAUUUGCCUACGAUUGAACAAUAAACAAUGUGGUUUGAACACACUGAAUUAAUAAAAAAAAAUCUCUAAAUAAGUUUCGAUGGAUUAUACAUAUAUGCAUUGCAAUUUUUCUAAGUAUAUGUUUAAUUAUUUCAAAUACAGUGAGCAAUAUCUAUUGAGCUUUGAUAAUACGAUUUCUGAAACUCAACUAUCUACCUAUGGAACAGCAAUCAAAACUCAUGAUGAAAUCAUAAUGGUCAUGUUAGGAACAUUGCGAGAAAUUAGUGAUCAUCAUAAUGCAAAAGAUUUGAUAACUGUUAAUUUAUACUUGAACAAUGUUUCGGGAUCCUUAAAUAUGAUCGCUAAAAACGAUAAUGGUGAAUUUAGUAGAUCUGAAAUUUCUAAACAUUUACUUAAAGGAUAUAAAAUAAUACAUCAAUCAAUUGUACAACGAUUAGAGUAUUUUAUUGAAGAUAAAUGUUCCAAUGUAUCCUUUGACAAUGAUUUUAUACUGUACACUAAUUUUAAAAAACCAAUUGAAUAUAGCUCGGAAAACUUACAUUGUGUAUUGGAACAGCUAAAAAAUAAAAUCAUUAAUGAUAUGAAAAUAUAUUUAACUUUAAGAGAUAUACAUUCAUUAGAAAACAAUCCAUUAUUAGAAAAUUAUAAUGUCAUUAUGAAAUAUUUAGCGUUAGCAUAUGAAAGUAAAAAAUACAAUCGUUUUCAUCCAAAAUAUUAUUUGUUUUAUGACUUAAUGGAGAAACGUCCUCAUAAUUUUGAACUAGAUCUUGCGUCAGGCUCCCAAGCAAAACAAAGAGCCUCCUAUAAUGACGAUGGCCAACUGAGCGACAUUUUAGACGAGCUGCGAUUUACACCGAUUUUGAAAACAAGUGAGAUAAAUUAUCGAAUAAAAUUGUUAGACAUAUUUCGAUUUGUCAAAUUCGAUUUUGAUUUGAUAAAUAUAGAGACAUUUCAGUUAUUGGUAAAUACAGCAGCAACACGGCCUAUUCUGUCUGCCUUGCGUAGUUAUGUGGUAUUAAUUAAUGUGUUUAUUCAUCAGAAUAAAGCGGUACAAUUCUAUUUAAAGGAUAAAAUUAUUAAAAUGGGUGAGGAUAUCACUGCUCUUAUAAAUGCUUUUAUGGAUUUAAAUUUAUUUAAAUGUAAUUUUAAAAAAAAAAUGAGAUAUAUAUUUAAUAAGACGUUUUAUUUUAUUGAAUCUCUCAAAGAUCUUAAUGAUUUAUUUAUAAAUGAACAAGCACGAAAACUUUUAACAUAUGUUGACUUAAUUAUGAAAAGAAAAUAUCUAUGUUUUAAAUUUAAUCACUUUGAUAAAACAUAUGAUGUAGAAGAUAGUAUUACUGAAGUUAUUGAUUCAACAGCCAAGAAAAUCUAUGCUUUAUCAAUAUAUAUUGAAAAAUUAAAAGAAUAUCAAUAUUGCUUUGAUAUUGCGAAUAAUUAUUUAACUCUAAAGAACUUAAACAUUCUUACAUUUAAAAAGGUCCUAAAACAUACAAUACCAUAUGCGCAAUUGGGAAAUUAUGAAGACAUAUAUCGUCCAUUGUAUUUUCCAAAUGAUAAUACAAAUGAUAGGAAAUUACAUAACAAUGAAGUCUUCGGUGAUGAAAAUUAUAAUGAUGAGAAAAAUAAUGAAGACAAUGAGGUUAUUGAAAUAAAAAAUGAGACGUUUUACUCUCCUAAAUACUUAGAAGAUUAUUUACUUUUUGUGUAACUUAUAAAUUGUUAGGUAAUAUUUAGAAUAUUUUUUAUUUGAUUUAAUAAAUAAAUUUAUAAUUUAUUUAAA